Messenger RNA from Lytechinus variegatus (green sea urchin), 2218 nucleotides. RefSeq names its product N(G),N(G)-dimethylarginine dimethylaminohydrolase 1-like (gene ddah1). The coding region runs from base 494 to 1381 and encodes 295 amino acids. Lineage: Eukaryota; Metazoa; Echinodermata; Echinoidea; Temnopleuroida; Toxopneustidae. Gene Ontology annotation, molecular function: dimethylargininase activity; amino acid binding. Gene Ontology annotation, biological process: arginine metabolic process; positive regulation of nitric oxide biosynthetic process. The record is from RefSeq and is a predicted model, not a curated record. The transcript has 5 exons.
AUCCUUGUAUUGUGUCGCUGCUCUUCAAUAAACAUCGCUCUUCACUUCUCUUCUGGCGGUCGAUGUUGGAUCGCUCGGUGUACGUGCAUGCCAUAUCGCGCGUGCUUGAGAACGAGCCAUCUCCCCCCUCACAGACAUUUUGAUGCAGGACACCUGCGAUUUAGGUUGUGUGGUGGCGGUUUUUCUCCUCCAAAUCGAACGGCAACGUUAAUUUAUGCUGCGGUCUACAAACGGGGGUUUUCUGUGCUUUUUUCCGCAUCAGAAUUAUUGCUUAAAUGUGCGUCAAAACGGGCUUGUCACUGGAGCGGACAGUACGUGUACGUCAACGACAGCUGGAAUCAAGGGUAGAUAGCAAACUACCGCCGCGCUCGUUUAAAUGUGACGCUUUAUUUCAACGCUACCUGUAUUAACAAUCAUCUCCAUUAUUACCGUGUGCUCAUUGUUAUUUACCAUCUAUCUCUUGAAAUCAGUUGGUAACUAAUCUGGGGGAAGCAUGGCAAAAUCGAAAUGUACCGUCUCCAAUACACCUUGCGACCGCGUCCAACACUUCGGUAUCGUGAGUAGGAUACCGGAUAGCAUGAAGAAGAAGGUAGAGAACGAUGAGUGUAUUUUAUGCGGUGGGGAGUUCGAUCUCGAUCUUGCUCGUCGACAGCAUGAAAAGUACAUCGUUACGAUGCGGAAGCUAAAAGUGAAUAUGUUUGAAUUAGAAGCGGAUGAAGAUACUCCACUAUGUUGUUUCUUAGAUCGUUGCGCAGUUGUACAAGAUGGCAUUGCCGUUAUCUGUAAUAAACCCGCAAAUCGAACACAAGCAGAUAUUAACAAAGAGGUUGACGUGGUCAGAAGAGUUCUUUCAUUUGACCUGGGACAGAAGGUUGUAGACAUGGCUGAGGUAGAGGGCGCCACACUAGACGGAGGAGAUGUGUUAUUCACAGGGAAGGAGUUCUUUGUUGGACUUUCCAAGAGGACCAACAUGAAGGGAGCUCUGUUUCUUGCUGAUACAUUUUCAAACUACCCAGUCUCACCCAUCAAGCUAUCGGAUGGCUCCUUGCACCUGAAAUCAUUCAUGAGCAUGGCUGCACCUGAGGUCAUCGCUGUAGGCUCCAGUAAAGAAGCUCAGAAAGCUCUCAAAGAGAUCGAAUGCAAAGCAACAUUCACUUACAGAAAGAUUACUCUUCCAGACGAUGGUGCAGCUAACUGUGUUUAUGUCAAUAAGACUCUAAUACAUUGUUCUCAUGAGGACUUCCCAGAAAGUGUCAAGAAAUUUGAAGAACUCUUUGGCCACACCCUGAAUCGCAUCGAGAUGCCAAACAGUGAGUUCAAAAAAGUAGAUGGCGCCCUCACAUGUCGAUCCAUACUCAUACAGAAGAAGCCCAAAGCAUGAGCUUGUCCUGAAAAGAAAUUCCAAUCAUGAAAAAUUAAGCAUUAAAUCUAUGUUUGUUCCUGCUGUAGAGAUCAUGUUAGUACAGGAAAUAAAAACAUUCAUGAUAUUGUGUUGCAUAAAGCAGUCUCAUUUCAGUACGUUACUAAUAAUGCAAAGAUUUUCAUUUGGCAGUUUCCAUGUACGAAAUAAAAAGUAAGUCAUUCAGAGCUAGAUUCAUAUGUUACUGAUAUGUUUGCUGUAAUAUUUUACUUUUUGAUGCAGUGUUUUACUAUGUUUUUUUUAGUAUUGAAAUAGCAUGUAGUUCUCAUCUUUCCAUUUUAGUUUUCGAGGCUGAUUAAACUUUGAAUACAUGUUUGUACAUGACAUGAACGUGAAUAAAACAUUUCCUUUGAUCUAAUGUUGCAUUGAAAUCUUGGUAUGAAUGAUGCUAGCCUGAACUCACAUUGGAAGUAUAAACUGGAUAGGUUUUUAUCCAUUUAAGCAUAUCAUAAAUACUGAACAGCCCAUCUAUAGUAUACAUUGUUGAAGAAGAUAUUUUAUUAUAUUACAUUUGGUGCUCAGAAUACUGAGGCUUUUUCUAAACCAUGAUAUUCUGUACUCUAAAUUGGCAACACAAUGAUAGUGACGUAAUCACUAUUUAAAUGCAAUUGGCAACUUUUUUUAAAAUUGUGCUAUUAUCAAAUGUCUUGACUGGUGUUAUAAUCCAUAUCUUUUUUCCAAGUUUUAAGACGAAUAUAUAAAAUUAAUGACUGUUGCCAAUUAAAGGAGACUUUGAGAGCUGCGAACUCCCUUGUGACUUUGGGCUAUUCAUUCUAAUCAAGAAUGAUUUACUAAGAC